This is a messenger RNA of Acanthamoeba castellanii str. Neff, 4038 nucleotides long. RefSeq lists its product as uncharacterized. The transcript is spliced from 27 exons. Gene Ontology annotation, cellular component: Ski complex. Gene Ontology annotation, molecular function: RNA helicase activity; ATP binding; RNA binding. NCBI's taxonomy places the organism in Eukaryota, Discosea, Longamoebia, Acanthamoebidae. Gene Ontology annotation, biological process: nuclear-transcribed mRNA catabolic process, 3'-5' exonucleolytic nonsense-mediated decay. The record is from RefSeq and is a predicted model, not a curated record. Bases 1 to 4038 code for a protein of 1345 amino acids.
AUGGAGGAGGUGCUGCUGCACCUGGAGAGUCUGGAGAAGAAGACGAAAAAGGCAGGAGAUGCGUCUUCUGGCCUUAUGGCAGAUCUGCUGCCGGUGGGCAGCUCCCGUGUAGGCGAAGUCGAGGCUCACUUCCCCGCCUUGCAAGACGAUGCCACCCACCCCUUGCCCCUUUCCGUGGUCGACACCUACUUCGACCUCUCCAACGCGUUUCUCUCCGACACCGAACGCACCUACGAUCGCCGUGCGAAGGCGGGCGACGAGGCGACGGAGGAGAAGUACGCGCGGAUGUGGGCGCGCCCGAUGGAACGCGCUCCGUUCCACCUGGAGCCCUCGCGGCCCCACACCACCAUCAAGGUCGCCACCGACAAGCUCGGCUCUGCUGGCCGCAUGUGGAAGGAGGUGCCUGUGCUCGAGACGGACACCAAGGCCACCAACUCGACGUCGCUCCUGCGCGCUCCGGCCAGCAUCUCCGACUUCACGAAGGGCAGCUCCUCCAACUUCCCCUUCAUGCCGGGUGGUAUGGAGAGGGAGGAGCCUGUGCCGCGGCCCGCCGACCACCAGGGCGAGGCCGCCGCGGAGACGACGUUCGAUCUCGACGUGGUCAAGCUCCUCAGCGACGCCCUCAACGGCGCCAACCUGUACACCGUGGCGCCGGGGCUCGAUCGCGGGCUCAACUUCGAUUCGUCGGUGAGCACUUCGUUCUCCAAGAUCCUCCAAGACAACGUCAAGGCGGCUGAGGCGGCGGAGGAGAAGAUCAUGGCCGACGCGCAGGCCUCGGCGGGCGCCCUGCAGUCCGAGCCGGUGGAGGAGGCGCCCGCGGGCCAGGGCCUCAUCUCGUUCGCCGACAUCUUCGUCGAUGACGGCAUCGAUCCCUUCCGCAAAGCUCCCGGUGGAGAGGAGGAGGAAUCGGAGGAAGAAUCGGAGGAGGGCGAAGAAGAGGAAGAGGAAGAACAAGGAAAAGAAGGAAAAGGAAAAGAGAAAAAGGACGAAGCGGCCAAGGCCAAGGCGCCGGCCGCCGCCGCCGCAGGCGACGAAGAAGCCGACGUGGACCAUUUGCUGGGCGAAGACGACCUGCUUUCGGUGCUCCGGCGCCCCACGGGUGCCCCGAGGAAGCGCAAGGACGAAUGGGCCAUCAUGGACAACAGCGACGUCUCCAACUUCGAAGAGAUCGUACCCGAGAUGGCGCUCGAGUAUCCGUUCGAUUUGGACGUGUUCCAGAAGCGGGCGGUGUGCCACCUCGAAAACGGGGAGAGCGUGUUUGUGGCGGCCCACACGUCCGCCGGUAAGACCGUGGUGGCCGAGUAUGCCAUCGCCCUCGCCUCCAAGCACAUGACCCGAACGAUCUACACGUCGCCCAUCAAGGCGCUGUCCAACCAAAAGUACCGGGACUUCAAGGAAACCUUUGGCGACGUGGGUCUCAUCACCGGCGACGUCUCCAUCAAGCCCGAGGCCUCCUGCCUCAUCCUCACCACCGAGAUCCUUCGGUCUAUGCUCUAUCGCGGCGCUGAUCUCAUCCGAGACGUGGAGUGGGUCAUCUUCGAUGAGGUCCACUACGUCAACGACAUCGAGCGCGGAGUGGUGUGGGAGGAAGUGAUCAUCAUGUUGCCCGAUCACGUCAACCUCAUCCUGCUAUCCGCCACCGUGCCCAACACCCUCGAAUUCGCCGACUGGAUCGGGCGGACGAAGAAGAAGAACAUUUUCGUGAUCACGACCAACAAGCGGCCGGUGCCGCUGGAGCACUACCUGUGGGUGAGCAACGAGCGGUACAAGAUCGUCGACAACCGGUCCAACUUCCUCAUGGGCGGCUACCAGUCCGCCAUGCAGGCGGCCAAGCAGAAGCAGACCAAGUCCGCGGGUGCUACGGCCAAGGCCGCACGAGCCAGCGGCGUCAAGCAGCAACGCACGAAAUGGGUGAAGAUGAUCGACCAACUGCGCGUGAAGGGACUCCUGCCCGUCGUCGUCUUCGCCUUCUCCAAGAAGAAGUGCGAGGAUGUGGCCCACGGGCUGACGAGCACGGAUCUGACGACGUCGGUGGAGAAGCACGAGAUCCACGUCUUCAUGGAGGCCGCGCUCGACCGCCUCAAGGGUCCCGACCGUAAGCUGCCGCAAGUCCUGCGCAUCAAGGACCUCCUCAAGCGCGGUAUCGGCGUUCACCACGGCGGCCUCCUCCCCAUCAUCAAAGAGAUGGUUGAGAUUCUGUUCGGCCGCGGCAAGAUCAAGGUCCUGUUCGCCACGGAGACCUUUGCCAUGGGCGUCAACAUGCCCGCCCGCACCGUCGUCUUCGAGAACGUACAGAAGCACGACGGACGCGCCUUCCGCGAACUCCACGCCGGAAGGCGUGGUCUCGACACCGUGGGCACGGUCAUCAUCAUGACCAAGGAGGACAAGUUCCCUCCGUCGGCGGGGCUCCAGACGAUGAUCCUGGGCAAGCCCCAGAAGCUCGAGUCGCAGUUCCGCCUCACCUACAACAUGAUCCUGAACCUGCUGCGUGUGGAGGACUUCAAGGUGGAGGACAUGAUGAAGCGCUCCUUCUCCGAGUUCUUCACCCAGCGAACGCUGCCCCAGCAACGCCAGAAACUGAUCCUCGACGAGGCGAAGCUGUCGGGGCUGCAGGACCUGGAGUGCCUGUUCGGCGAGCCGGACAUCGAGAACUACUACCAGCUGGCCUCCCAGAAGAAGCAGCUCGACGCCGAGUGCCAGAGAACCAUCAUGGCCUCCAAGGUCGCCCAAGCGGCGUUGGGUGCGGGGAGGGUGGUGUGGAUCUCGACGGCCAAGUACCCCAUCAACACCGUGGCCCUCAUCAUCGGCUCCAAAAAGGCCCCCGCCGCCCCCAAGAGCACCGCCGCCGCCUCGCGCGACGCCUUCUUCGAAGACACCCCGGCCGAGCCCGUGGUGCCGGAGAAGAUCUUCCGGGUGCUGGUGGUGCCCGACGCCGGCAACGACCUCUACGCGAGCGCGGGCGGCGUGCCGAUGGCGGAGGCGAUCGAGGUGACGCAGUCGGAGAUCGUGGAGAUCACCAGCCAGCGGCUCAAGGUCGAGGCCGGCAAGCUCGCGCCGCCGGGGCUCGACAAGAAGGAGCUGGCCUCGGUCACCCAGCAGCUCAUCCGCCUCCAGGAGAGCUCCGUCGUCGUCGCGCCCGUACCCGCCGGCAAGGGCGGCCCCGCUCCCAAGGGCAAGAAGGGUGGUGGCGGUGGCGGUGGCGGUGGUGGCGCGGACAAGCCGCUGGAGACGCUGCAUCCGGUCCGCGAUUUCAAGAUCAACGACCUCGAGUUCGCCGACAAGUGGAUGCGCCGGGAGCGGAUGCUGGAGCGGAUGAAGCAGUCCAAGUGCCACACGUGUCCCAAGCUCAAGGAGCAGUACGUGGCGAUGGAGCAGCGCCAGAAGCUGGUCGACGAGAUCUCCGAGCUGCGGCGCAACCUCUCCAACGAGAACCUCCAGCUCAUGCCCGAGUUCCAGCAGCGCGUGUCCGUCCUGCGCUUCCUCAACUACGUCGACGACAACAACGCCGUUCAGCUCAAGGGCCGCGUCGCUCGCGAGAUCAACACGGUGAAGGACGAGCUGAUCGCGACGGAGCUGAUCUUUGAGAACGCACUCACGGAGCUACCGGCGGAGGAGAUCAUCGCCCUCUUCUCGGCCCUCGUCUUCGAACUCAAGACCGACGUCGAGGUCAAGCUCGGCGGCACCCUCGAAGAAGGGCGCUUGAAAAUGCUGGAGAUCGGAGAGCGGCUGUUCGACAUCCAGACCGAGUGCGGCCUGGAUCUCAGCAGGCACGACUACCUCAAAAAUCUCAACUUCGGCCUCGUCGAGGUCGUCUACGAGUGGGCUCGCGGCAUGCCGUUUGCGGACAUUACGGGGCUGACGGACGUGGCCGAGGGUUCGAUCGUGCGUACGAUUGUGCGGUUGGACGAGACGUGCAAGGAGAUCAAGAACGCGGCGCGCAUCAUCGGCGACUCGCGCCUCUACGUCAAGAUGGAGGAGGCCUCCCGCCUCGUCAAGCGCGACAUCGUCUUCGCCUCCUCCCUCUACUACGACAAAUGA